Molecule: messenger RNA, 225 nt
Organism: Morchella importuna
Lineage: Eukaryota; Fungi; Ascomycota; Pezizomycetes; Pezizales; Morchellaceae
Exons: 3
Coding region: 1-225 (74 amino acids)
Source: RefSeq, a predicted model, not a curated record
AUGCGACUGCGGGGGAGUCUUUUCUCAUUGGCCCGGUGUUUCAUGAUCUUUAUAUUACUUUGGAAAGAGCUUCAUUCCUUGUCGCUACACCUAUACCUACAUCAAAGCGGUAGUUUUGAAGCAUUUUCCCGACAUCUAUAUUGUGUAUAUUGUAUAUACAACUUCAAUAUGAGGAGCUUUACGUCUCAAAUCCAUAAAAACAGUAAUGUGAGCGAAACCACGUGA